AGUUAUUUCUUUACAGAACACUUAGGACAGCAAGUGUUGGAUAAAGGGCGCAUGCGUCCCCUCACCGUCUUGUUGUCUCCGCUGCUGAUUCCUCUCGAAAGAAACCUUUCAUCCAAACGGGUCUCAAAAUCUAAAUGCAAGGCCGCAUUUUUCUCAUCUGGAGAUCCAUGUACAGUAUUUCUGUUUAAUUUAAUUGUAUAAUCCUCUGUUCAAUUGCUGUUUCUGGAAAUGGUGGCUAUUCAGUUCAAUCGUUGGGAGACAGUGUUAGCUGUCUCUGAUGGUUGUUUUUGAAAAUUCACCGUCUGUAGAUAAGUAAUCGGUGAAGUAUGCUUCUCUUUCAUAUUUUGGGGAUCAAACUGGGGUGGUGGAUUUCAUAAAUCAUGGAGUUUCAGCUUUUGAGGUAUCUGGGUUUCGUUAAUUAGAGAUUAUUUGCUUCAAUCAGAUGGGUAAAAAUUAUACAUUUGGGAGCAAAUCCAUGUAGAUUUGAUCAGACAUUUCGAACUACUGGGUGUUUAGUGAGGCAACGAUUGAGGCGGCAUAAUGUCUAUUAAGAGUAUGUUUCAAGACUUGAAGGCUGAGCUUGGGAGCAUAUCCAGCAGAGGAUUUGACAUUAAGUUUGGAUAUGGGGUUCGAUCCAGGUCACAGCGUGUGGUACGGGAUAGUUCAGUGACACUAGUUGAUGCAUUUAAGCAGAGCUGUUGGGCUAACAUGCCACCGGAACUUUUGAGGGAUGUGCUCAUGAGGAUUGAGGCUUCCGAGAGUUCUUGGCCUCCACGGAAGAAUGUAGUUGCUUGUGCUGCUGUCUGUCGAAACUGGAGAGAAAUUAUGAAGGGAAUUGUGAAAAUACCAGAAAUUUCGGGCAAGUUGACGUUCCCAAUCUCCUUGAAGCAGCCUGGUCCUAGAGAUUCCCUUCUGCAGUGCUACAUAAAACGAAAUCAUAGCAAUCAAACAUAUUAUCUUUACCUAAGCUUAAAUGGAGCUUCAUAUGAUGAUGGCAAGUUCCUUCUUGCUGCACGGAAGUGCCGGUGGGCUACUUGCACCGACUACAUCAUCUCAUUAAACUGUGAUAGUGUGUUUAAAGGGAGCAGCACAUAUGUCGGAAAAUUGAGAGCUAACUUUCUGAGAACUAAGUUCACAAUCUUUGAUGCCCAGCCUCCAUAUCCUGGGACUGGAGUAUCCAAAUGUCGCUCCGUAAGGUUAGUUAACAUGAAACAAAUCUCCCCUAGAGUCCCUGCUGGCAAUCAUCCUGUCGCCCACAUCUCAUAUGCAUUAAACGUCUUGGGUUCGAGAGGUCCUAGGAGAAUACAAUGUGUCAUGGAUGCCAUCCCUUACUCUUCUAUUGAACCUGGAGGAGUCGCCCCCACACCCACCGAGUUUCUACUUAGUAGUCUGGAUACCUUUCCGUCCCUUCCUUUUUUCAGAUCAAAAUCAAUCCGCACAGAUUUUGAAUCUGGACCUUUGCCUGUCCAAGGAGAGGGAAUGCUUGUGUUGAAGAACAAGGCACCCAGGUGGCAUGAACAGCUGCAGUGCUGGUGUUUGAACUUUAAUGGACGAGUUACGGUUGCUUCAGUGAAGAAUUUCCAGCUGGUUGCAUCUCCAGAAAACGGGUCCUCUGGGCAGGAGCAUGAGAAUGUCAUACUUCAGUUCGGAAAAGUGGGAAAGGAUGUCUUUACCAUGGAUUAUCGGUAUCCAAUCUCAGCUUUCCAGGCAUUUGCCAUAUGUCUUAGCAGCUUCGACACCAAGAUUGCUUGUGAAUGACAGAAGCUGCUGUUUUUGUUCUCCUCAUGUCUUGUCCUCUUGAUCAUCUACCUGAGAAAUGUGGCUGCUUAUCUAUGGCUAA
Molecule: messenger RNA, 1840 nt
Organism: Tripterygium wilfordii
Lineage: Eukaryota; Viridiplantae; Streptophyta; Magnoliopsida; Celastrales; Celastraceae
Product: tubby-like F-box protein 3
Exons: 5
Coding region: 541-1758 (405 amino acids)
Molecular function (GO): protein binding
Source: RefSeq, a predicted model, not a curated record